Molecule: messenger RNA, 2349 nt
Organism: Ziziphus jujuba (common jujube)
Lineage: Eukaryota; Viridiplantae; Streptophyta; Magnoliopsida; Rosales; Rhamnaceae
Exons: 8
Coding region: 545-1897 (450 amino acids)
Source: RefSeq, a predicted model, not a curated record
GAAUUUUUUGAGUUGGCUUAAUUUUCUCUUAGUAUUCAGCCUUAUUUUUAUGAUCUUUUAAAUUUGAUUACAAAUGAGUCAGAUGACAAUUACAAACUUAGCAAUUUGUGAGGAAACGGAUCUGCUAGUAGUCUUACUUUGUGAAGCAAGAUUUUUGGCCUUCGAGGGGAAACAACGCAUCACAAAUUUUCCUAGAUCACUGUAUACGCCCACCGCAAUUUGAUGAUGUAUUUAGCAAGACGUGAGGAUUAAAGCAUCCAGCCACAGGAAGAUUAACGAUUGUCUCAGCAAAAAAAACCCAGAAGAUUAACAAGUGUAUUUAGCAAUAGCAUUACACAACCUAAAGCCCAAUGCGGAUUUACUCACACUCAAAAUAUUUGUGAGUGUACUUAGACGUGGAACAUUACUAUAUACACACUGAAAAACAAAAAUAUAAGGUAUUUAAUUGUAUUUCCUAAUAUACUUUCCAGUCCAUGUUUGUUUCCUUCUUCCUGCUCGUUUUACAGCCAAAAUCACCGACCAAAACCAAAAGCAGUGACCCAAAAUGGCUUCCUUUCUUACUUCGACGCUGUUCCUGCAAAAACCCAUUUCUUAUUCUGCUCCUAUAAGUAUUAUGCGCAGAAGUAGAGGAGCUCCAGCUUUAAUAAUGGCCAUGGCAAUCUCUGAAGAUGAUAAUGCUUCUUCUCAGAAAUCGACCAAGUUGAUUACUUUCUUGGGCAAAGGCGGUUCAGGAAAGACCACUUCGGCUGUAUUUGCUGCUCAGCAUUAUGCAAGUUCUGGCCUUAGCACAUGCUUGGUGAUACAUACUCAAGACCCUACAGCUGAGUAUCUUUUAAACUGUAAGAUUGGAAGUUCUCCUAUAGUAUGCAACAGCAACCUUUCAGCUCUUAGGUUCGAGACUACCAAAAUGCUUCUUGAACCUCUCAAUCGCCUAAAGAAAGCGGAUGCCCGCCUCAACAUGACCCAAGGAGCACUCGAAAGGAUAAUAGGAGAAGAGCUUGGAGUGCUUCCUGGGAUGGAUCCUAUUUUCUCCUUAUAUUCUCUUGAGAGGCUUGUGGGAUUUCUAAGGAAUGUUGCUCAAAAGAACCACAACGAAGAUAAAUUUGAUGUAAUAAUAUAUGACGGUAUGAGCUCUGAGGAAAUUUUAAGGAUGAUAAGUUCAGCCAGUAAAGCAAGAUUAUACUUAAAAUAUAUGCGAAACCUGGCUGAGAAGACUGACCUUGGGAGGUUGGCUGGUCCUUCACUUCUGCGACUUGUAGAUGAAGCAAUGAAUAUUAGUGGAAGCCAGUCUGUUCUCAAUGGGAAGAUAAGUGCAGAGAUAUGGGAUGCUCUGGAAAGAUGGUUGGAGAGGGGGUCAUCUGCAUUCUCAGGAUCGCAAAGAUUUGGAUGCUUCUUAGUGAUGGAUCCAGACAAUCUGGUCUCUGUAAAUUCUGCAUUACGCUAUUGGGGUUGUGCAAUUCAAGCUGGUGCACAUGUUUCUGGUGCAUUAGGCAUUGGUUCUCCACAUUUGAAUACAGAAUCAGUGGAAAGAGCUAAGAAAACCUUUUCUCCAUUGCCUUUUGCUUCCAUUCCACAUAUCUCAGUUGGCUCCGCUCUAGACUGGAAAAAAAUUUUGCUGAAAGAUGUGAAUGGUGCACGAGAGCUACUUUCUGUGCCAGGAAGUGGCAGCAGCAGCAUAAUUUCACCAGUGAAGUUUGAUGCAGCCAAGAAAUCAGUAACUCUUCUCAUGCCUGGCUUUGACAAGUCAGAGAUCAAGCUAUACCAAUAUAGGGGUGGAUCUGAGUUAUUGGUGGAAGCAGGAGAUCAAAGACGUGUCAUUAAAUUGCCUUCUCAAAUUCAAGGGAAGGUUGCUGGUGCUAAGUUCAUAGAAAGAAGUGUUGUAAUCACAAUGCGGUAAUUUAUCAACAAUUAUAGUUUAGCUGUUUUAGGGCCUUUGGCCCUGAUUUCACCCCAAAAAAAUGGAGGGGAAAAAAAAAAAAAAAAAAACAAAAACAAAAACAAAAACAAAUAUAGGAUCCUAAUUCUUUCAAAAGUUGCUGCAACAUAGUUCCAUUUUUAUUGCAAUGUUGCUUCUUUUGCAUAAAAGUUUUUGAAAUUCUUAUAUUUAAAUUAUCACGUUUUCAUAUAAAUACAAACAGUUGAAUUGCAAUUAGCGUUUAUCUUCUUAAUGUCAGUUUGCAUGUGAAAUUUUAAAAAAUUGUCAAGGUUAGCUUUGCAACAAAGUUAAAUCACUUAUCCAAAUCGAAAUUAUAUAUUGAUUUUUUUAUUUGGAAUGUAAUCAAUAUGUGUUAUUUUAUUUUAUUUUUCUUGUGGCUUAAACUGGGAUUAACAGUUCUACAAUAUUCAAUA